CUCGGCGGCGGAGGAGGUGGAGGAGGAGGACGCCGGCGCGAUGGGGCUGCUGAGCAUCUUGAAGAAAAUGAAGGAGAAGGAACGCGAGGUGCGGCUGUUGAUGCUCGGCCUGGACAAUGCCGGGAAGACGUCCAUCCUGAAGAAGUUCAACGGAGAGGAUAUUGACACCAUCUCCCCCACGCUGGGCUUCAACAUCAAAACUCUGGAGCACAGAAACUUCAAGCUGAACAUCUGGGAUGUGGGAGGACAGAGGUCCCUGCGAUCCUACUGGAGGAACUACUUUGAGAGCACGGACGGCCUGAUCUGGGUGGUGGACAGUGCCGAUCGCCUCCGGCUCGACGACUGCAAGAGAGAGCUCUCCGUGUUGCUCCGGGAGGAGCGACUGGCCGGCGCUACACUCCUAGUGUUUGCGAACAAACAGGACCUGCCUGGAGCCCUCUCGUCAGAUGCCAUCAAGGAAGCCCUGGACCUGGACAGCAUUAAGACCCAUCACUGGUGUAUCCGCGACUGCAGCGCGGUGACGGGGGAGAACCUGCUGGCUGGAAUAGACUGGCUACUGGACGACAUCUCCUGCCGAAUAUUCACCGCGGACUGAGCCCCCCCCCGCAGCCCCUCACCCCGAAGGACUGCCCCCUCCGAGCCCCUUGUCACGACGGUAGCGCCCACCCUAUGUAGUCAUGGCCGGGCGCCAUGCUUCCUGUAUCCGAGGCUUGGAUCGACCGGAAUGGACUGCCCAGAGCAGCAGCUGCAUCGAGUUAUCGAAGUGGAGUUGGGAGGGGGAGGGGGGGGCAGAGAAAUAAUUAAAUCCCACCUGCAAAGCUCCUUAACUUUAUGAACCCUCAAUGUUAAAUCCUUUUCUGACAGGACAGUGACGUGAGCAGUGCUUGGUUCCAUGAGGUGUGAAUGCGGCAAGUAAAUUUUGAUCUGCUUGAAGGAGCCCUGUAAACUGAAACAGCGGGGAAUUCUCAUCCCUUUUGUGCACUCACUUCCUCGCCCCCCCCUCCCACCGGGGUUCUCUUAA
Molecule: messenger RNA, 1021 nt
Organism: Mobula hypostoma (lesser devil ray)
Lineage: Eukaryota; Metazoa; Chordata; Chondrichthyes; Myliobatiformes; Myliobatidae
Gene: arl2
Product: ADP-ribosylation factor-like 2
Exons: 5
Coding region: 41-595 (184 amino acids)
Biological process (GO): protein folding
Cellular component (GO): microtubule cytoskeleton; cytoplasm
Molecular function (GO): GTPase activity; GTP binding
Source: RefSeq, a predicted model, not a curated record